Molecule: messenger RNA, 581 nt
Organism: Magallana angulata
Lineage: Eukaryota; Metazoa; Mollusca; Bivalvia; Ostreida; Ostreidae
Exons: 3
Coding region: 105-440 (111 amino acids)
Source: RefSeq, a predicted model, not a curated record
AUAAGAUAUUUUUAAGCACGCUAGUGUACACAUUACUUCUCAAUCUUUAAUUCGAAAAUAAGACUGGUGCUAGCUCUUUAUUGAAAAAUUUGUGUUGUUUACAAAUGGCGGACGAACCAAAGGAUCACGAUAAAGGAGAAGGAAACGAACCUGCGAAAAGUUUAGAGGAUUUUGUAACCGAACAUUACAACAAACAAAAGAAAGAUGGCAAAAUGGAUGCAACUGAGGAGAUUGAUGACAAAAGAGCAUUGGACUUCUUUUCUCGAGCAAUGACUGAGAGUAGGAGAAUGAACACAGAGGUGGCAAAAUCAGAGCAGAAACUUGCAAAACUUCACGCAGAGUUAGGGAAAGCUAACGUGGCAGCCUGGCAGGCGGAACAUGCUGCUGAGGUGCUGACUGCUGAACAGCUCAAACAUAUGGGACUACAACAGACGUCGUGAACAUCUGUCUAGUGCAUUGUUCAAAGUUAUACAGCAUUGUUUGCCCAUUUUACACUCUGAUUAAAUUCAAAGUAUCCAUAACAGCUUGAAAAUCAGUUUUAUGGUUGUUAAAGUUACUUAUAAACUGGUACACUCUAAAAG